GUGAGGAAGCAUGUGGAGAGAGCUUGACCCUUAACCCCAACCCUAUGUCGUCAUUUCCCCGAGACUCAGCGGCUAAUGCCUAAUGCUGCUGAGAGGGAAAGAAAGAGUGAAGAGAGGGAGGGAGGAAAGGAGAAGGAGAUCAAGAAAGGGAGAGUAGAGCGCGAAAAUUUCGUCCCCGCUUCUUGGCGCGAAUCUGGCUGGAAAAAAAUAAGAGCGAACAGCAGUCGCUAGUUGCUUUAUAGAUACUUGUUCUUGAAGCUACGAGCUCUCGAGCUCUUGUGUUACUGCAGACUAGCUCGCUCGUUAGCAUUUUUAACAUUCUUUACCACAGACCACAUCUCAUCUUCAGAUCUCUAACUUUAAAGCAUUUUAGAGUGCAGUAGUCGCGUCAAGGUGGUCGUAUAAAAUCUGCACAAUGGGGAGAAAAUCAAACAGAGCAAAGGAGAAAAAGCAGCGAAGACUCGAAGAACGGGCAGCUAUGGAUGCGGUGUGUGCUAAGGUGGAUGCAGCCAAUAAGCUUGAAGAUCCUCUGUCUGCCUUGCCAGUGUUCAAAAAGUAUGACAGAAAUGGGAUAAACCUGGAGAUUGAAUGUAAGCGGGUAACUGCAUUGAGUCCAGAUACAGUGGAGUGGGCCUAUGAGUUGACUAGAGCCAACAUGCAGACGCUAUAUGAACAGAGUGAGUGGGGAUGGAAGGAGAGAGAGAAAAGGGAGGAGAUGAAGGAUGAGAGAGCGUGGUAUCUCCUGGCCCGUGACGUUGGCUCCAUACCUGUAGCAUUUUCCCACUUUCGAUUUGAUGUGGAGUGUGGAGAUGAGGUUUUAUAUUGUUAUGAAGUUCAGCUGGAGAGUAAAGUCAGACGGAAAGGCCUGGGGAAAUUUCUCAUCCAAAUCCUUCAGCUUAUCGCAAACAGCACACAAAUGAAAAAGGUCAUGCUGACAGUAUUUAAACACAAUCAUGGUGCUUACCAGUUCUUUAGGGAUGCUUUACAGUUUGAGAUUGACGAAACGUCACCCAGUAUGUCCGGUUGCUGUGGAGAAGACUGCUCCUAUGAGAUUCUGAGCCGGAGAACAAAGUACGGCGAGGCCUCGGGACAUGCGCAUGGGGGCGGCCACUGUGGAGGCUGCUGCCAUUAAGAGCGAGCCUUCCUCUGUUGUUUCAGAGCUUCCUCAUCCUCAUUCCCUACCCUGCUCCAUCACCCACGACCCCCUCUUAGAAAGCCCUUAAAACAGUCUCUCCUGCCCAUAAUCAACAAUGAAACCCCCUCUAUGCUUGCUCUUGGUUUUUAAACUCAAAAAGCUCAUUCACCAUUUCACAUAGUAAGUGACGUUUUCAGUCUCAUAAAGGUUUGAAUGACAGAAAUGGCAGUAAAGGCCACUGUGAGCCACUUUCUCACCUCAGGUAUCAGCAUGGUGAGGCUCAACUCUGUCUUUGCAUUUUGUCCAGAUGCAAAAAGAGCCUGCGUUUUUUUUUUUUUCUCCUCCAGAAAUUGUCUGUCACUCAUCAGCUGUUUUAUUACCAUAGUGAGCGAAUGCAGGUGUUGGUGACAGUGGUUGUUACAGCCAUUCCACUCUAUACCACUUUUCAGGGUAAAUGUAUUUUAACUAAAAGCUGUCGUUUGCUUAUCACUUAAAGAAACAGAAUAUGGCGAUCUGUACUGUUUAUAAUUAGUAAUCACUGAACCUAGACUGUCUCAGGUCAUUCAAUUUGUAACAAAAUGUUUUAUAACAGCUGUAUUAGGGAAUUGGUGGAUUGGAAUUAUGUUGAUGUUUGAUUUGAUACAGGGGUUGGCAUGUUAGUUAUGGUGGACCCUUAGUAUAGAAAUAUACUUUCAUUUUUUUUUUUAUCAUAACAUUCUUUUAUCAUGUCAUUACUGUAUAUUUCCAUUUUUUCUUCUUUGUAUAUAAUCCGUUUGCCAUGUACAUUUUAUUUGCCUUCAGAGACAUUGGGAAAAUUAUAUACAAAACUUAAAAAGGUUUGAGAGAUGUGUUGCUGUCUUGUGCUCUCUUGUUGAACUGAAACGAAAGGUCAUUCCAGCUUUAUGUGUUUGAUUUGUAUGCAACAAAUAAAGGAAUCUUGUUUGACUUAA
Messenger RNA from Sinocyclocheilus anshuiensis, 2085 nucleotides. RefSeq names its product N-alpha-acetyltransferase 40. Gene Ontology annotation, molecular function: protein N-terminal-serine acetyltransferase activity; histone H4 acetyltransferase activity; histone H2A acetyltransferase activity. The transcript is spliced from 8 exons. The record is from RefSeq and is a predicted model, not a curated record. NCBI's taxonomy places the organism in Eukaryota, Metazoa, Chordata, Actinopteri, Cypriniformes, Cyprinidae. Gene Ontology annotation, cellular component: nucleus. The coding region runs from base 416 to 1132 and encodes 238 amino acids.